This is a messenger RNA of Anthostomella pinea, 1704 nucleotides long. Lineage: Eukaryota; Fungi; Ascomycota; Sordariomycetes; Xylariales; Xylariaceae. The record is from the annotation of a GenBank genome assembly.
AUGAUUAUACCGACGUGCAAGAUCCUGGUUCUGGCUAGCCUGCUGGCCAGCGGCACAGAGUCUCACAUCAUACCGUUCGGCAUUCUCCAUUCUCGAGAUAUCGACUACUCUUCAUCUUCAAGCUUGGCCCAACAGCGUUUUGGCUCAUUUCGUCUAGCCGGGCUAGAGGAGUAUUUCAAGAAGCAUAAUGAACCGUUCACCAACUUUGAGGACCUCAAUAAGAAACUCUUUAAAGCCCGGGGCAAGACGAUGGGUGAGGAUUACAACCACGAUAGGUUCGAGAAGAUACCCUACCAGGAAAUACGAGACAACUACUACGUCCCCAAGGGCAACUACGCCCACCUUCACUUUAAUGCAUACCUACCAUCUAUCGACGGCGGAAAGCAGGCCAAGGAUUGGGAGUCCGACCUUGACGAGCUGGAAAAGGCAGAUGACGCGGACUCCGAAUCAUAUAAGCCGUUUGCGCUUGAUACGAUUUACACCAAGUUAAAGGAGUCGGGAAAGAAACCCUUCGAGGCAACCAAAGCCUUUGAAGACAGCAUGGAGGCUGCCGGGAAAGACUACGGAGAUCUCGUUGACUUUACGAGUUUCUCGAAAGACCAGAUUCCUCUAAAGGAUCGCGCCGACAAAACCUGGCCCCAAUUCCAGGCGCUCACCUCGAAGUUCAAGGGGCCCUUUGAGUACGAGUGGAUGUGGCGGUACUACCUGAAAGCCUUAUUCAGGGAUUGGAACCACCACAAGAUCCUCCACGGCGAACUGCGCCACGUCUUCCUCAACGACAUCCUCUGGAACGAGCAGGGAAAGAAGCUUAGCGGGCUCGACGGCUCCAAGCAGAUGCUGCAGGUUGUCCACGACGAAGUCGAGAUAGCCAAGAAGCUGUACCCGGACUUUGUCGGUGCGAAGGUCAUCUACUGCAUCCCGCGCAUGUUCAAGCUCACAGAGGAUGAAGCCAAGAAGCAGAAGGAAACGAAGCCCUUCUACCAGCCUGCUUGGAAUAUACAAGAACAUGAUCGCUAUAUUGAACUGGCCAAAUGGCAAGCGCAGCAGAACAUGUUUGUUCUUGCCGCAUUCGACAUCGUCGGACGGGAAGACAAAGACACGGACGCCAGCGGCCUGACUUUCUACAACAACCGGCAUUUCAAAGCCGAGCUGGUCCGCCUGCUGAAGAACGCGCCCGAAGGGACGCGGAACCUGUCCCUCCACGCCGGCGAGGCCAUCGACAUGAGUCCCGACGCGGCGGCCCGGGUGAACAUGGAGAUGCUCGCCGAGCUCGCCGAGGAAUUUCGCGACUCCCUCAUGCGCGGCGGCGACCUGGUCGGCCUGGAGCACGACAGCGACACGAGCGGCGACCAGAGCACGGCAGACGUCAUGAAGUCGUUCGAGAGCACCAAUGUGGCCGCGGAGCUCUGCCCCGUGUCGAACGAGGGCCUGGGCACCGCGCUCACUGCCGUCGACGGCGCGGACCGCUUCCAGACCAAAAUCAUGCUGCAUCUCUACACCAGUGUUUCGGGCGACGACCCCACGUUUUUCGGCCUAGAGCCUGCGUUAGAGCUAGCGUACAUGAUGGUCGGCAGCGAGGCCAUGACAUUGUACCGUCUCGUUGCGCUGGCAUUCAUGAGCAUCAACAGCUCGUACAUGACCCAAAAGGAGAUAGAACGUGCUUAUGACAUAACCAUCGAGCAGGUGAAGGCGAUCGACUUUUGA